Messenger RNA from Sander lucioperca (pikeperch), 3366 nucleotides. RefSeq names its product type II inositol 3,4-bisphosphate 4-phosphatase-like. The coding region runs from base 166 to 3315 and encodes 1049 amino acids. Lineage: Eukaryota; Metazoa; Chordata; Actinopteri; Perciformes; Percidae. Gene Ontology annotation, molecular function: phosphatidylinositol-3,4-bisphosphate 4-phosphatase activity. Gene Ontology annotation, cellular component: cytoplasm. The record is from RefSeq and is a predicted model, not a curated record. The transcript has 26 exons.
UCGCGAGAUCUGCGCGGUCCAAAGGUUUUCCCACUAUGGUUUCCAGUCAAAACAAACAGCGGCUAGAAAAGGUGGUUUUAAUCUCAGAAACUUGCUUUUUUUCUCUGUCGUGAUGAUCAGCCUGUGAUGAUGACGACAGAGAGCUGAUGUGGUCUGAGGAGGAGGAUGAAGAUGAGGGUGAACAACAGCCAGCUGCUGUUUCUGUCCAGACAAGAAACCUCUGGAAACUUCCAGAAAGAAGGAACGCUGCGAGUUGGACGACAGGAGAGAGAUCUCCGUGAGCGGUUCUGUCGGCUGAGAGGAAACCUGCUGUUCAUCCUGAAGACACAGGGUGGUAAACUAGAAGAGGUGUUGCUGUUGGAGAGAUGUGAAGUCAUGAAGCUUCCAGACGAUGAAAGACGACUGGCUGUCGUGUUUAUCAGCUGCGACCCUGCUGUGUUUCUGGAGUCGAGCAGCUCUGCAGAGUGUGCGUCGUGGCUUGCCGUCCUGAGAGACGCCAACACUGACACGCUGAGGCGACGCAUCGCACACCUCCGCACGGUCAUUAGCACACACACCGCUGCACACAUCAGUCGGGGAGAGGAAGACCUGGAAGAUUGUGCAGGUGAAGGGGGAGUCGAAUCUGCUGCUAAAGUCUCUCCACUGGACAUGAGUUUUGAGUGUCGAGUUGUGGUUGCCGUUGCAGCCAGCAGAGUCAAAGUACAAGUGUGUGUCAUCGACACACACACUCACACAGUCAGGAAGCACAGCUGCUGCGAGAUAGUGGAGGGGCCGGAUGACAGUGUGUUUCUAACAUCAGUGCGUUUCCGUGGGGACUACCCUCUCUACCAUCACAGCCGGAUCAACGUUACCUUUCACCACCAAGAGGAACCGACAACACACACCACAAGGAGCUUUCUGGGUUUCACCUCCUUCUCCGUCAGAGAUCUGCUCCGGUCCAAAGAGCCUCACAUCUCGCUCAGCCUCAGGAUGAUAGAUGGAGUGAGCGAGGCCGGGGAGGUGAAGGUGUCCCGUCUGCAGAUGGAGGGAGAAACUCCUCCCGAACACGAGUGUCCUGCCGUGUGCGACCGUCUUCACAGCUCCGUCCACGACAAAGAAAACAGUCCAAUGAUGAGAGCUGUGCUGUGUGCCCAGGUGUGUAAGGUGUACAGGUUUCUGACGGAGGAUCAAAGAUGGCUGCUGGUUCGGGAACAGAUGUCGGAGACGCCGCUCUCCUUCUCUCUACCCAAACAGCUACUGAGCACGCUCAUACGCAGUCACACCAGCAGGAUCCAGGAAGUGAAGGAGCUUGGCGACCUUUCACCCCACUGGGAUGGUCUCCGCCAUGAUGUCAUCAACCACUGCAACCACCUGAUUGGCUGUUACCAGGAAACGCUCGCUGAGCUCGAUAAACUCUCAGCCUCGUCCUGUUUCAAGUCGAGCAGCAGUAAAUCAGACAAACACCUUCAGUUUGUUCCCACCAACCUGCACUCACAGAGGAUGGAGGUCACCGGUCCCAACAGCCCAGGCGUGUGGUAUGAGGUCAUAACGUUCGGUGCUCCGGCUCAUCACCACCAGGCCUUCAAACACGGAGGACUGAAAAGACUGCUCAGCAAACACACAAACAAUAGAGACGGCUCUGUCUCUUACUCCCAGGACGAGAGCUCCAGAGCGAGGGAGCUGCUGGCCAGCGUGGCCCAGCUGCAGCCUCUCGUCUUCGGGCUCGCUGAGGAGCUGCUGGCCGUCUCUCUGGAGCUCAACGCCGCGCAGCUGCAGCAGGUGCUGGACAGCCUGACCCAACAGACGGAGCAGUUUGUCCACGCGCUCAAAGACGAGCUGGUGAAGAGCGCCCUGCUGGCGAUCCACAGCCAGCGCUCGGCCAGCGACAACAACAGCCACGUCCACAGCAACGGGUUGCUCUGCGACAACACGUUACGACAACAGGCGUCGCCGGGGCAACAGGACGCCAGCCGACGGGACGCGGAGGAGUACGUCGAGGAGGAAUGGGACAGAGCGUGGGCGAAUGUCGCCAUGAGCCUCAACUGCAUCCACGCCAUGGGCGACCGGCUGCAGGGGCGGGAGCACCGUCACCAGGAGAUGACAUCAUCAGAGGAGCAGGAAGCCACAGGAGACACAAACUGUCAGAACACCGCCUCCUCCUCCUCCUCCUCCUCCUCUUCCUGGCAGGAGCAGCUGCUCCCUCUGGUGGUCACGCUCAGGGACUGCGUGCGUGAGGCGGCGGGGAAGGCCCGAGCCGCCAUGACCUUCGUGGUCCUGCAGGGGGCGGUGGCGGCGAGCGUCGCCCAGGGGCCUGAACACAUCGUCCAGAGACGCCACGCCGUCUUCAGCCAGGCGCUCUCAGCGGUCGUGUGUGGUUUCAUGUUGAAGCUGUUCGGAGGUCUGGAGGAUCCCGACUUCCUGCUGCAGCUUCACUCAGUCGGAGUCCUGGUUCAGUUUGAAGGCUUACUCAGCACCUACGGUGACGAGGUGGGGAUGCUGGAGGACAUGGAGGUGGGUGUGGCAGACCUGAGCACAGUUGCGUUCACUGUCAGUGAGGCGAAAUCAGAACAAGCGGAUGACCUGCUGCCUACCCUCAGCGGAGCAUGGGGCAGUUUGGUCGUCGAGGUCCCGUUGCCCCCGGAGACCUUCGAGUCGUUGCCACAGGAAGUGAAAGACGGGCGUUUGAUACGGGUUCAUCCUGUUCUCUUUAACAUUGGAAUCAACCAGCAGCAGAGUCUGGCUGAGAGGUUUGGUGACAGCUCGCUGCAGGAGAGAGUGAACCAGCAGAGCUGUGAGCGUCUCCGCGUUUACUGCAACACGCUGACAGACACGCUGCCUCACACGGCUGGUAUCCAGUCACUAUCAGACCUGCUGUCCUCUCUGGAUCGCAGCGUCCAAACCAAGAAGAGGAAGAACGUGGAGGUCCUGUGGAUCGCUGCUACGGUGUGUCGUAGGGUGAACGGCGUGCGUCUGACGAGCUGUAAGAGUGCGAAGGACCGCACGGCGAUGUCGGUGACGCUGGAGCAGUGCUUGUUACUGCGAGAGCGACACACACUCAGCCCGCGGCACUUCAGCGCCGCACUCGACUGCAUGAGGAGGUUCCGUCUGUCCUGGGGGCAGAUGCUGGGCUGUUACCCCCAGCCAGGGAGCCCUGUCUGUGGGUUAGACCCUGAGGAGCGUCCCGCGGGCCUCCAGAGCUCCGGGAUCCCGUCGGGUUCGGCCCCUAAAGCUCCCAGACGACACGUGUACCCGGUGGCGCUCCUCCUGGUGUCCUCCCACCUCCUGGUGCUUUGGCUCAUCCUCAGCGUGGUUAUCCUGCUGGCCAAAUACCCGUAGACCGGCACAGACUGGGAACGCUGGGGGCACAGGGGGCGGGUUACUGUCUCU